GACGACAGCUGCUUUGUUCCAUCAUGGCUUUCAACCAGCCUCCCUUUUACAACCCGAGGAUUCCUUUCACCGGAUCCAUCCAUGGAGGCCUGCAGGAGGGCAAGUCGAUCAUCAUCAGCGGACGAGUCCUUCCUGGAGUAGACCGGUUCCAUGUGAACUUGCAGUGUGGUUCCAGUCAAGGGACGAACAUCGCCUUUCAUUUCAACCCACGUUAUAAUGAAGGCCAGCCUUACGUGGUCACCAACACCUUCCAGUACGGUAACUGGGGCUCAGAAGAGAGGAAGCUUAGCUCGCCUCUCCCCCCUGGCUAUAACUUCACCCUGCAGAUCACCGUUACACGGGAUUUCUACCAGGUGAGCGUAAACGGCAGCCACUUCACGGAUUACAGACAUCGUAUCCCGUUCCAGCAGGUUGACACCAUAUCAGUCGCUGGAAAAGUGGAAGUUUCCUUUAUAUCAUUUUCAAACCCUAAUGUGAACUGAUUAUUUUCUGCUCUGCGGGAAUUUCCUCAGCAAGGUUUUCCCACCCAGCCUGGUUUUCCAUCCUAUCCGGGGUUUCCUCCUCAGCCUGGAUUCACACCCCAGCCAGGAUUUCCUCCUGCAAUGCCGGUUGUUCCAUAUAACAACUACAUCAGUGGCGGAAUCCAGCCAGGCAGAACCAUCACCAUUCAGGGAAUCGUCCCACCCAAUGCCACAAGGUUCCACGUGAACUUCAGCCACCAGUAUGGAAUCGCUCUGCAUUAUAAUCCACGUUUCAACGAGAACACGGUGGUCCGAAACACCAAGCAGCAUGGGCAGUGGGGCUCUGAGGAACGAAUGGGAAUAAUGCCAUUCCAGCGAGGACAGGCUUUCACGGUAUGA
Cyprinodon variegatus (sheepshead minnow) is the source of this 860-nucleotide messenger RNA. It is a transcript of the gene lgals12, whose product is annotated as lectin, galactoside-binding, soluble, 12. The record is from RefSeq and is a predicted model, not a curated record. NCBI's taxonomy places the organism in Eukaryota, Metazoa, Chordata, Actinopteri, Cyprinodontiformes, Cyprinodontidae. Gene Ontology annotation, molecular function: carbohydrate binding. The transcript is spliced from 7 exons.